Sorex araneus (European shrew) is the source of this 5610-nucleotide messenger RNA. RefSeq names its product nucleoporin 153 (gene NUP153). Gene Ontology annotation, molecular function: structural constituent of nuclear pore. NCBI's taxonomy places the organism in Eukaryota, Metazoa, Chordata, Mammalia, Eulipotyphla, Soricidae. The record is from RefSeq and is a predicted model, not a curated record. Gene Ontology annotation, biological process: protein import into nucleus; RNA export from nucleus. The coding region runs from base 166 to 4575 and encodes 1469 amino acids. Gene Ontology annotation, cellular component: nuclear pore. The transcript has 22 exons.
GCGGCGGCGGCUCCGGGCCUCGCGAGGGCGGCGGCGCGCGUGCCGCGCGGUGGGGGCCGCCUGGGUGGACUUUCGGGCCGGCCGGGGGCGGGCUCGCAGGCCGCCGCCUCUGCCUCUCCCGCCCCCUGAGCCGCCCCAGAAGCGGGAAGCGGCGGCCGCUCCGCCAUGGCCUCGGGAGCCGGAGGAGUCGGAGGGGGCGGCGGCGGCGGCAAGAUCCGGACGCGGCGGUGCCACCAGGGGCCGUUCAAGCCUUACCAGCAGGGGCGGCCACAGCAGCAGGGCAUUCUUAGUAGGGUUACAGAAUCUGUUAAGAACAUUGUGCCGGGAUGGCUGCAAAGAUACUUUAACAAGAAUGAAGAUGUGUGCAGCUGUUCAACAGAUACAAGAGAGGUACCUCAGUGGCCAGAAAAUAGAGAAGAUGACCAUCUGAUAUAUGCUGAUGAGGAGAACUCUAAUAUUCAUGAUGGGAGAAUCACUCCUGAGCCAGCAGUCAGUAACACAGAAGAACCCUCAACAACUAGUACUGCUUCAAACUAUCCAGAUGUAUUAACAAGGCCUUCUCUUCACCGGAGCCAUUUGAAUUUCUCCAUGUUGGACUCUCCUUCGUUACACUGUCAGCCCUCCACAUCCUCGGCAUUCCCAAUUGGCAGUUCUGGUUUUUCUCUUGUGAAAGAAAUUAAAGAUUCUACCUCUCAGCAUGAUGAUGAUAACAUCUCAACUACUAGUGGCUUUUCUUCAAGAGCUUCUGAUAAAGAUAUAGCUGUUACAAAGAACACUUCAGUGCCACCUCUGUGGUCCCCAGAGGCCGAACGUUCUCAUUCACUGUCACAGCACACUGCCACUAGCUCAAAGAAACCAGCAUUCAAUUUGUCUGCUUUUGGGACACUUUCCCCUUCUCUUGGGAAUUCCGCAAACCUUAAAACAAGUCAGCUUGGGGAUUCUCCUUUUUAUCCUGGAAAAACGACCUAUGGAGGGGCAGCGGCUGCUCUAAGACAACCUAAACUACGGAACUCACCGUAUCAGGCACCAGUCAGAAGGCAGAUGAAAGCCAAACCGCUCAGUGCACAGUCCUAUGGUGUGACUAGUUCAACAGCUCGGCGGAUUUUGCAGUCUUUAGAGAAGAUGUCCAGUCCGCUAGCGGAUGCAAAAAGAAUUCCAUCUGUUGUUUCUUCUCCCUUGAGUUCUCCUCUUGAUAGGAGUGGGAUAGAUGCCACCGCAGAUUUUCAGGCCAAAAGAGAAAAGGUGGAUUCUCAGUAUCCUCCUGUUCAGAGACUCAUGACCCCAAAACCAGUUUCCAUAGCAACGAAUCGAACUGUUUAUUUUAAACCAUCUCUCACCCCAACUGGUGAAUUAAAGAAGACUAAUCAAAGAAUAGAUAAAAGGCACAUUAGUGUAUGUGAAAAAAAUACACUACCAGGGCAAAAUAGAGAACGGGAAAGUGGCUUUUCUUACCCACAUUUCAGUAUAUCUGCAGCCAAUGGUUUAUCUUCUGGCGUGGGUAGUGGAGGCGGCAAGAUGAGGCGAGAGCGAAUACAUUUUGCUGCAGCUAAAGUUCCCGAAGAAGAGGAAAUGGAAGUACCAGUAUUACCGAAAAUCGCUCUACCCAUCACUAGUUCUUCACUGCCCACCUUCAACUUUAGCUCAUCUGUGAUCACAACUUCUCCGUCAUCCAUUAGUCCUUCACAAUCAUCAACAAGCAAGCAGGUACAAAUGACCUCUCCAAAUAGCACUGGCAGUCCCAUGUUUAGAUUUUCAUCUCCAAUUGUAAAGUCUACUGAGGCAGAUGUACUACCUCCUUCAUCUAUUGGGUUUACGUUUAGUGUACCUGUUGCAAAAACAACUGAAUUUUCUGGCUCUGGUAGUGUUUCAGAACCAAUCACAAGUAGUUCGGCUCAAGAUAAUACUGCAGUUAAUAGUAAUACAAGCUGUAAGAAGCCAAAUGAAGAUUUUGAGGGCCCUUUUAGACCUGCAAAAAUUCUGAAAGAAGGAAGUGUCCUAGAUGCUCAGAAAUACCCUGGCUUCUCAUCACUGAAGACAGAUUCUUUCGCUGCUCAGCCUACCACCACAAGCCCAGUAGUUUAUACAAGACCAGCAAUAAGUAGCUUUUCUUCUAGUGGAAUUGGAUUUGGGGAAAGUUUAAAAGAUGGAUCUUUGUGGCAGUGUCAAGUUUGUCUAGUCCAGAACAAAGUUACAGACAGCAAGUGCUCCGCUUGUCAAGCAACAAAAUUACCAUCAAGAGAUACUGCUAAACAGUCUGGAAUUGGGGCACCAAGUAAAAAUGGCAAACCAGUUCUUUCUGCAUCAGGGACAGGCUUUGGAGACAAAUUUAAACCAGCAGUAGGAACUUGGGAUUGUGAUACUUGCUUAGUGCAAAAUAAACCGGAAGCGAUCAAGUGUGUGGCUUGUGAAACACCAAAACCUGGAACUGGUGUUAAGCGAGUCCUUACAUUGCCAGCAGUUUCCGAAAGUGCUGUGACUCUGGCUACUUCAUCUUCCAGCUGCACUGUGACCACUGGUACCUUAGGAUUUGGUGAUAAAUUCAAAAGGCCUGUGGGAUCUUGGGAGUGUCCAGUAUGCAGUGUUGUUAACAAGGCAGAAGACAGUAAAUGUGUGUCCUGUAUGUCUGAGAAACCAGGAAGUUCUGUACCUGCUUCAAGUAGCAGCACUGUCCCUAUUUCUCAGUCUUCCGGAGUCUGUUUAGGAUUGGACAAGUUCAAGAAACCCGAGGGAAGCUGGGACUGUGAAGUAUGCUUAGUGCAGAAUAAAGCAGAUUGUACCAAGUGUGCAGCAUGUGGAAACGCGAAGCCAGGCACACAGGCAGAGUUUAAAGGCUUUGGUACAUCUUCCUCAUCUUCGAAUUCAGCCGCCUCAGCCUUCAAAUUUGGUAUUCCAUCAUCCUCUUCUGGGCCCACUCAGACUGUAUCAAACACUGGUAACUUCAAAUUUGGAGAUCAGGGAGGUUUCAAAAUAGGCGUGUCAUCAGAUUCUGGGCCUGUAAACCCCGUGAAUGAAAGCUUUAAAUUCCCUAAACCAGUGGGAGAUUUUAAAUUUGGAAUUGUGUCUGAUUCUAAACCUGAAGAAGCUAAAGAUACUAAGACUGACGAUAACUUUAAGUUUGGACUAACCACUUCUUUAAGCAAUCCAGCUUCUGUAACACCAUUUCAGUUUGGGGUAUCUAAUCUUGGGCAGCAAGAAAAGAAAGAGGAACCACCUAAACCAUCACCUGCAGGCUUCAACUUUGGUGCCGCUACUGCUAACACCACGGUGACCUCUGAUAGUAAGAGCAACUUCAGCUUUGGAACCCUGGAAACCAAGAGUGUCUCAGCGGCUCCUUUCACGUGUAAGACCUCCGAAGGGAAAAAAGAGGAAAUGCCUGCCGCCAAAGCAGCGUUCACUUUUGUCAACACAGAACCUGCCCCUCUGCCAUCUGCCUCAUUGUUUGUUUUAGGAAGGACAGAAGAGAAACAGCAAGAGCCUGUCACUUCUACUUCUUUAGUGUUUGGGAAAAGCACUGAUAAUGAAGAGCCAAAGUGUCAGUCAGUGUUUUCCUUUGGGAGUUCAGAGCAAACCAAAGAUGAGAAUUCUUCAAAGUCAACCUUCAGUUUCAGUAUAGCAAAACCAUGUGAGAAGGAAACAGAACAGCCACAGCCAACAAAGGCCACUUUUGCUUUUGGAGUUCAAACCAGUACUACAGCUGAUCAAGGUGCAGCAAAGCCGGUUUUUAAUUUUUUGAACAGCAACUCCUCUAAUGCAAGUACGACAGCUACUUCAACUGGUGGUAGUCUAUUUGGUGGCUCCACCACUUCCUCCACUGCGCCGGUGACUGCCUUUCUGUUUGGACAGGCCAGCAGUACUGUGAGCAGCUCUGCCUUUGGCAACAGUGCUGAGUCCAGCACAUCUCAGUCUUUGCUGUUUCCUCAAGAGAGCAAACCAGCAACCACCUCCAGCACAAGUACUCCUGCCACCGCGUUUGUCUUUGGUUCAGGAGCCAGCAGUAAUAAUACUGCAACCUCGGGGUUCAAUUUUGGAGCCACAACCACAUCUAGCUCUGCAGGAUCCUCCUUUGUAUUCGGCACUGGGCCUUCAGCACCAUCUGCCAGUCCAGCCUUCGGUGCUAACCAGACCCCGACAUUUGGACAAAGUCAAAGUGCCAGCCAGCCUAAUCCGUCAGGCUUUGGAUCCCUGUCAUCCUCAGCAUUGUUUUCUGCUGGUUCUCAGCCUGCACCACCUUCUUUUGGUACGGUGUCAAGCAGUAGCCAGCCUCCUGUGUUUGGACAACAGCCUGGUCAGUCUGCAUUUGGCUCGGGAACAGCUCCCAGUUCUGGCUCCGUUUUCCAGUUUGGCAGCAGCACCACCAAUUUCAACUUCACAAACAACAACCCCUCGGGAGUAUUCACGUUUGGUGCCAAUCCGAGCGCACCUGCAGCCUCAGCGCAGCCUUCUGGCUCUGGGGCCUUUGCAUUCAACCAGACUCCAGCAGCGUUCACAGUGGGGUCAAAUGGGAAAAAUAUGUUUUCAUCUGGAACCUCAGUUUCUGGUCGCAAGAUAAAGACUGCUGUUAGACGCAGGAAAUAAAGGUCACAAUGGUGUUAACAGUUUUAACAGCUGUGCCCUACUUCACAUACUGGAUUAUACUAUGCUGGGGUUGUCUGAAGUCAGAUCUGCCCAAGACUUCUUUAAUUUUGGGACUUUCUUUUCUCUCUUUUUUUUUUUUGGUAAUAGAAAUCCCGUCCUCUCAUUUCCCCAAUCUCUUUUAAAAAUAAUAGCUAGACUGGUGACUGAUUCUUCGGCAAAAAUGUUUUUCGAUUCAGCAAAUUAUUCACUGAUAUGGCAUUGGCUGGCUGAACCCAGGAAUAAACCCACUUUGCGAAUGGCUUUGUAUAGAACCUCUUUGUCAGCACUCUGUGUGCAUUGCUAUGCGUUUAUGGAACACAUGGAAAUUGUAAUUUUAUCUGAGGAAUUCUGUAUAGGUUAGAGGAUGUUGAAAUGAAUGAUUUCUCUGCUGAGUUUGUGCUGGUGUAUGUGUGAAUUGAGUGAGUUGGGUGUAUUGUGCACUAAAAUUUUCUGAUAGAGGAAGCCUGAUUACAGAAGAGUCCAUGCUAAGGACUUGUUAGAUCUAGUUCCUUCUCCAUUUAAUAAUUACAUGCUAUUUCUAUAUUUUCAUUCUUCUACCACCUGUCUUGCCUUUUUCAUUAUUUUAUUAUGAAAGUUGUGUAAAUACAAUUUUGUUUCUGUACUUUUUUGGCAUAACUAAAUCUGUGAACUUGAAAUUUUAAUUUUGUGUUAGAAAUGUUUUUGUUGUUUGUUUAGUCUUGUCUCAGAUUUUAUUAUGUAAAUCCCAUUAUUCAAAGUUGCCUAAAUCCAUUUGGAAAUCUUUAAAAAAAAAUUGGGGAUUGUUAAAAUGAAUUUAUUGGCUUUUCUGAUCCAUUUUUGUUUGGACCAAAAACCAGUAUUGUACAAAGUAUUAAGCAUAUAUUUUUAUAUUUACUGAAAUGGACUGUGGUGACUUUGGAUAAUAAGGAAAAGUUUAAUAUUAAAGCCAUGUUUAUUACAGUAUAAUUAACAUGUUAAACCAUGGGAUAAAUGCCAUCAAUAAAAAAUUAUGAAAUA